UCUCCAUUGCUCAAGCUAGCUUGAAGGUGAAAUUCCUGUCCGGCGGCUCAAGCGACAAGCUCUGCAGUUUUGCGCUCAGUGGCUCUCGAUUCUUUAAAAAAAAAAAAAAAGGUCCAGGACAUUUACUCAGCCCAGCAUGUCGUCGAUAUUCAGCGAGGUUCCUCAAGCCGCUCCCGUCGCCGUUUUCAAACUGACGGCGGAUUUUCGUGAAGACCCGAGUCCUAACAAGGUGAACCUCGGAGUGGGAGCAUACAGGACAGAUGAGUGUCAGCCAUGGGUGCUGCCUGUUGUGAGGAAGGUGGAGAAGCUGAUUGCUGAGGACGACAGUCUAAACCAUGAGUACCUGCCCAUCCUAGGUCUACCUGAGUUUCGUUCUAGUGCAUCAAAGAUUGCUUUGGGUGAGGACAGUCCUGCCGUUCUGGAGAAGAGGGUAGGAGCUGUUCAGUGCCUAGGAGGAACUGGUGCUUUGAAGAUUGGUGCUGAGUUUCUGCGCAGAUUUCACAAUGGGAACAAAAACACAAAAACACCUGUUUAUGUCUCUUCACCCACAUGGGAGAACCACAAUGGUGUUUUUGCUAAUGCUGGGUUUGAAGAUAUUCGUUCAUACAAAUAUUGGGAUGCAGAGAAGCGUGGACUGAACCUGUCUGGUUUCCUGGGUGAUUUAGAGAGUGCACCUGAACACUCUAUCUUUGUGCUGCACGCCUGCGCCCAUAACCCCACAGGCACAGAUCCCACUCAAGACGAGUGGAAGAAGAUUGCUGAAGUAAUGAAGAGGAAGAAUCUCUUUGCCUUCUUUGACUCAGCAUAUCAAGGCUUUGCCUCUGGAAAUUUAGAGAAGGAUGCUUGGGCAGUUCGUUAUUUCGUGUCUCAGGGUUUUGAAAUAUUCUGUGCCCAGUCUUUCUCGAAGAACUUUGGACUGUACAAUGAAAGGGUGGGCAACCUGACAGUUGUUACUAAAGAUGCAGACAGCCUGAGCCGUGUUCUCUCUCAAAUGGAGAUGAUCGUCCGUAUCACCUGGUCCAAUCCUCCGUCACAGGGAGCUCGUGUGGUUGGGAUAACACUCAACACCCCAGAGCUCUUUGCUGAGUGGAAGGAUAACGUGAAGACAAUGGCUGACAGGGUUUUGCUGAUGCGCGCUGAAUUGAAGGCCAAACUGCAGGCUCUCGGCACCCCAGGCACCUGGGAGCACAUCACUGAGCAAAUCGGCAUGUUCAGCUUCACAGGCCUUAACCCCAAACAAGUGCAGUACCUGGUGAAGGAGAAGCACAUCUAUUUGAUGGCCAGUGGCCGCAUCAACAUGUGUGGCCUGACCACUAAGAAUAUUGACUACGUCGCUGAGUCCAUUCAUGAAGCUGUCACCAGGGUCCAAUAACCAUGUUUCUCAUGCCAUCUUUCCAUUUGUGUGUGAAACAAAGGGCGUUAUUAAUGUGGCGAUGUCCUCUCACACCCCACCCCCAUUUUCUCCUUAUUCACCUGUCUGCAGCACUCCAGCGUCAUUUGCUGGCUAUAUGAUCAAAUAUAAACUGUAAACUAAAUUAUCCUUUAAGGUCAUGUAGUUGUUCAAGAGAGAUAGUUUUGUGUGGUGUUUGUCUCACUUGUACUCGUCCUGGAUUAGAACAUAAAUCUGUAUUUAGUGAGUCUGUUCCCCUUGUAGUGGUGCACCAUGGAGUUUCAUGGCAUUACUUAAAAAAGCACUUUCUUGUAUAAUUAUGAAGUGAUGAAUCAGUACCACGAAGUUGUGACUGAAUUGAUGUUAACAGGUUCAGCUUGAUUGGUUUUUAAGGCUUAAACCGUUUUUCAAAAUGACAACAAUAUAGUGUACAAUAUGUACUUACUAUGUUGUAUUGGUGAGUCAGGGUAGAUGAGAUGAUUCUUUGAAGCUGAAUAAAGAAUUGAAAUCUGUAGCACCCCCCCUUCAUGUCCAAGGGUACAUUUGUCAUAAGGGAGUGUUUAAAAAUGUCUUUGCUUCUAUAAAAUAUGAACAAAAAAUUAUUUGCACGACUUGUACAAGGCUUUAUUUGAAUAUGAUACUGUCUCGUUUCUAGCUGAUGGCCACAAAGGAACGUGAUUUACAUAAAUUUUUACCCCUAACUUUAAACUACCUUGCUUAUAACCUGCACCAACAUCCUGACCUUCCGUUGUGGCUGCAUCAUCUAGAUCUUACCAUUUGCAUUUCAGAUACCACACUGAACCACAGUGACUAUCACCAUACUCCAAAGUAAAAACAAUGUAUAUUUAGUGUUGACGGUUCUUAGAAACAUUUUGCACUUUAUGCUAAGUCUUUCGCAACUGUUGUUUUUGUGCCCCCGUAAAGGCUGUGCAUGUGUGUUUAGGGUAAGUGCAGUGUCACGGUAACUUUGUCAAAUAUAUUAACAUAUUAGCACAAGUAAGCUUUGGCUUAUGUUGCUUAAAUGCCUAAAUGUUAAACAUUUACAUAAUCUCUCAGAAUGUUAAAUACACAUGCACAAAAUAUAAUAAAUAGGACAAACUGAUCAAGCCUCUUGAAAUAAAUAGGAUGAAAUUACAGAA
Molecule: messenger RNA, 2529 nt
Organism: Pangasianodon hypophthalmus (striped catfish)
Lineage: Eukaryota; Metazoa; Chordata; Actinopteri; Siluriformes; Pangasiidae
Gene: got1
Product: glutamic-oxaloacetic transaminase 1, soluble
Exons: 9
Coding region: 137-1372 (411 amino acids)
Biological process (GO): L-aspartate biosynthetic process
Cellular component (GO): cytosol
Molecular function (GO): L-aspartate:2-oxoglutarate transaminase activity; pyridoxal phosphate binding
Source: RefSeq, a predicted model, not a curated record